This is a messenger RNA of Oncorhynchus tshawytscha (Chinook salmon), 2398 nucleotides long. RefSeq names its product plexin domain-containing protein 2-like. Lineage: Eukaryota; Metazoa; Chordata; Actinopteri; Salmoniformes; Salmonidae. The record is from RefSeq and is a predicted model, not a curated record. The transcript has 14 exons. Bases 261 to 1727 code for a protein of 488 amino acids.
GAGGUUGGAAAGCCCUUUAGCCUUGUGAGACAUGUCACACUCAUCCAAUCCACGGAAUUCUCAGAGGAACUCGCUCUCAUGCAGGUCUGGGGAGUGUGUCUGAGGACCAGGGAUCCUCCAGCCAGAGGUGGAGGAGGUGGCUGGCCAUCCCCAGGCCGGGUGCCCCGAGCUGGGCCAGUGACGACCUCCACAGCCACUACAAGGACCAGGAUGACCUACUGACUGAGGAGAGACAUGACAACAGCUCCCAGAUUGAAGACAUGAACCAUAGCUACUACACAUCUAAGAUCUACGGGGCUACAGAGACUGCUGGUAAAUAUCUGUGGGUGGACAUAGAUCAGCUGGACCCAGGGAAGGGGAAGAUCCACGGCCUGCUGUCCAACACACACAGACAAGCAGCGAGUGUUCAUCUGUCCUUUGACUUCCCGUUCUAUGGUCACAUACUGAGAGAAAUCACAGUGGCAACUGGUGGUUUCAUCUACACAGGCGAUGUCAUCCACAGGAUGCUGACGGCCACUCAGUACAUCGCCCCUCUGAUGGCCAACUUUGACCUCAGUAUGUCCACAAACUCGACCAUCAGUUACUUUGACAACGGUACAGCCUUAGUAGUCCAGUGGGAUCAGGUUCACCUACAGGACAGUGUAAGUCAAGGCCCAUUUACCUUCCAGACCGCUCUGCACAGUGACGGACGCAUCGUCUUCGCCUACAAAGAGGUUCCCAUUGACAUCAAUGAGAUCAGGUCAGUGAACCAUCCUGUCAAAGUGGGCCUCUCAGACGCAUUUGUGGUGCUUCAUGAGAUUGAGCAGAUACCCAAUGUUCGCAGGAGGACCAUCUAUGAGUACCACAAAGUGGACAUCCUCAAGUCCAAGAUCGCCAACUCUACAGCGGUUGAGAUGCUUCCUCUGCCCACUUGUCUUCAGUUUUCCAGCUGUGGGCCUUGUAUGUCAUCUGAGAUCGGCUUCAACUGCAGCUGGUGCAGCAGACUGCACAGGUGUUCCAGUGGCUUCGACCGGCAUCGUCAGGACUGGGUAGAUAAGGGCUGUCCUGAAGCGGGGAAAAACCAGAGCUGUGUUCAGAUGGUUCACACCAACACCACAACACCUUACAAUGUGCCUAACGCUCACACUACAACCACUCCAGUUGCCAUGACAAGAACAGUGCAACAGCGGACUACCACCUCCAUCACCACAACUACCUCCUCUACCACCACUACCACUGCCACUACUACAUCCAGAGCCAGACCUAGCCCCACUGUCACCACUGCCCUCCCCUUCACCAGUGCUCCUACGGUGGAUGACACUAAGUUUUCCCUGCACACAGAAAAAGAAUCGCCUGCUGAGGUGGACGAGCCAGAGGAGGAGCAGAGAGAGGUGCGCCUGCAGACUGGUCUCCUGGUGGGCAUCUCGCUGGUCAUGAUCACCAUGGCAGCAGCCGUCAUAGCAACGGUGUACAUGUACAACCACCCGACCUCAAGCGCCAGCCUAUUCUUCAUAGAGAGGCGGCCCGCACGCUGGCCAGCCAUGAAGAUGAGGUUCUGUCGCAGCUCAGGGAACCCUGCGUAUGCCGAGGUGGAGGAUCCGGGGCUGGAGAAGGACGAUCUGGUGGUCAUCGACCCCAUACACACCUUCGUCAUCUCCGGCCACGACCGCAGGGAGAGCUUCAUGGACAGCAAGGAUGGCUUCAUCGUCCCCAACCAAAGAGAACGGUUCCUGUCAGACCAUUGCUGACCGGACCUGACUGGAUCUGACUGAACCGGACCUGGCCGAAACUAACCAGACCUGACCAUUCAGGAGGCUUUGGGGAGGAACUAGUAUUCUAUACUGUGGAAGGAGAAUGUAUACUUCGCUACCUUGCAUUCUAACUAAAGUGCAUGAAUAAAGGAACAGACAGGAUUUGUAAGAGACCAUAUUCAGACACUUAGAGGACAAAUGGAAGUUUGAGGGGGAAAAAAGCUUAUUUUGUUGUUUAAACCAACACUUUUGGGCCUUCUUCAGUUCUACCGUGGAAGUGGAAUUCCUUGAACUAAUAGAUGGCCUUUUAUUUAGCACGUACAAAUGUCAAGGUUCAGAGCUGCUGAGGAAGAAAAACUAGCUGAUUUUAAAAAACAAUGAAAUAUAUAAGCUAAGAAUGUCAUCAGCAUGUUGACCAGGUUUUGUUUUUCCUGGUGGAAUGCACUGCUACAGCUGACUGGAGAUGGAAAUGGCAGUGCCUCAGGAGAAUCUCAGGCCGACUCAGAGUGACUCAACGACAGCUACAGGACAAUGUGCUGAUGAUUCUCUACUGUAAAUAUGCUUAACCUGCUGUCAUUUUCAUGACAUUUGAAACAUUUGUGAUUUGUGUGAGAAUGCUGUGAUUGCAGAGGACAGGACACAUACAUUAAACUGGACAGAUGAAUUAA